This is a messenger RNA of Staurois parvus, 288 nucleotides long. Lineage: Eukaryota; Metazoa; Chordata; Amphibia; Anura; Ranidae. The record is from the annotation of a GenBank genome assembly.
UAGAGGAGAAAAACAAGAAAAAAAAAUAUGCACCACCAAUGGACUGCAGACAUGGUACAGGAGAUGACCAGAGACUGCGGACACAGUACAGGGGAUGACCAGAGACUGCGGACACAGUACAGGAGAUGACCAAAGACUGUGGACCUUUGGGGAGGGAGGGGGAGCGACCGGGUACCCACUGCGCAUGCACGAGAAGCACUGCGCUUUGUGAAUGGCCCAGUGUCUUCUGGGACACAUGACAGGUACCAGAAGGCACCGGGCCAUUCACAAAGCGCAGUGGGCACACAG